AUGCACUAUGAUAAAGCAACUCUCCACUUUAGUUAUGCCCAGUUUGAGGCUUCAGUUGGUAUGGAAGAUGAAGAGGUGGGUUGUGAGGCUCCGAAUACAUCAUUUUUAUGUGAAAGUAUGUAUGCCAAAUUGGAAAGAUCAUUAAGUGAGAUAGAGCAUGCUCAAGUAAUAUUUGAACUUACGGUCGCUCAACCUACAUUGAACAUACCAGAGCUAUUGUGCAAAGAUUGCAUUGACUAUGAGUAUGAGACUUCAGGGGAUGAAUACGAGAGAACAAGGCAAGUCUAUGAGGGGUUACUUGAUCGAACAAAGCACUUGAAGGUAUGGAUUAGUUAUGUGAAGUUUGAGGCUUCAGUUGGUAUGGAAGAUGAAGAGGUGGGUUGUGGGGCUCCGAAUACAUCAUUGUUAUAUAGAAGUAUGUAUGCCGAAUUGAAAAGAUCAUUAAGUGAGAUAGAGCGUGCUCGAGCAAUAUGUGAACUUACGGUCGCUCAACCUACAUUGGACAUGCCAGAGCUAUUGUGCAAGGCUUGCAUUGACUAUGAGUACGAGACAUCAGGGAGUGAAUACGAGAGAAUAAGACAAGUCUAUGAGAGGUUAUUUGAUCGAACAAAAUACUUGAAGGUAUGGAUUAGUUAUACCAAGUUUGAAGCUUCAAUUGGUAUGGAAGAUGAAGAGAUGGGUUGUGGGGCUUCGAAUGCAUCAUUGUUAUGUAGAAGUAUGUAUACCGAAUUGGAAAGAUCAUUAAGUGAGAUAGAGCAUGCUGGAGCAAUAUUUAAACUUACGAUCGCUCAACCUACAUUGGAUAUACCAAAGCUGUUGUGUAAGGCUUGCAUUGACUACGAGUACGAGACAUCAGGAGAGCGGUUGUGCAAGGCUUGCAUUGACUAUGAGUACGAGACAUCAGAGGGUGAAUACGAGAGAACAAGACAAGUCUAUGAGAGGUUAUUUGAUCGAACAAAGCACUUGAAGGUAUGGAUUAGUUAUGCCAAGCUUGAGGCUUCAGUUGGUAUGAAAGAUGAAGAGACCGAUACUUUAAUGUUACUAAGCAAUACUUUAUUGUGCUUUGAACAACUAUGCUGA
Elaeis guineensis (African oil palm) is the source of this 1080-nucleotide messenger RNA. The record is from RefSeq and is a predicted model, not a curated record. Lineage: Eukaryota; Viridiplantae; Streptophyta; Magnoliopsida; Arecales; Arecaceae.